Hydra vulgaris (swiftwater hydra) is the source of this 1701-nucleotide messenger RNA. Its product is annotated as KAT8 regulatory NSL complex subunit 2. Gene Ontology annotation, cellular component: NSL complex. The record is from RefSeq and is a predicted model, not a curated record. Lineage: Eukaryota; Metazoa; Cnidaria; Hydrozoa; Anthoathecata; Hydridae.
UUAAUGCAGAAAAAUAUUUAGUAUUAAAACUCUAGACUUUGAUUUACAACUUUGAUUUGCAAGCAUUACUAUAUAUUAAUAAACAAAACUAACACAGUUAUUUACUAAGAUAUGGAAUCUCCUUCAACAUCUGCUACUCAAUCAGCAGACGAAGAUGACGAAAAUAUUAUCCAUUAUGAUAAUGAUCUCAAAAAUCAUUUAGAUGUCAAUCUUAAUCCCAGUAAUUCAUCUCAAGCAUCUAUUUGUAAAUCUUCGACAGGUACUUGUGUACUACUUGCUCUUAAUGGUUUUGAAUAUUGUCACAAACACAUCUUAGAAGAUGACAAGAGUCCCCAUCAGCAAUGCAGUUUUCUUUCAAAAAUUGAUAUGUUAAGAUGUUGUAAUCCAUCUCAAGAUGAAAAAUCUUCAUUGUGUGUUACCCAUUUACGUGCAUUUGAAAAAAGAAAGGAAAGAAAUCUAAAGAGAAGAAAGGAAAGAAAAUUGGGACAACAGCAACAGCAGAAACAACAGCAUUUCAAUAAUGCAGAUGUUCCAUUGAAGAAGUCAUUUUCAGUUUUAAAAGAUAAAAAACUAAAAGCACUCUCAGAAUCAUCGUCAGAUCAAGAAGAAAUAAGUUUUUAUACUGACAGUACUAAAGUUGAAAAGAUUGACUGCCUAUGGCUAGGAAAUCAAGCCAGUGAUGCUGAAUCAACUGAUAGUGACGAUGAAGGUUUGUUAAAUCGUGCAGGUGUAUGGACGUUGGAAGAAUGCGUGCAAAUUUGUAGAGAUAAAAUACUUCGUUUGCGUGCAUUGUAUGUUCAACAGUUUAAACGCAUUCAAUAUAUAUUGAAAGAAGAGCGUCGAAAAAUGUUAAUGGCAUAUGAUAUGGAUCCACAUAUACUCUCAAAAGUUGGUUUUGCAAAAAUUCAUGGUGAUUCGGAGAAAGAUUAUAAACUCGAUAUGUAUCUUCAAAACUAUCAGCAAGUAACUGGCCCUGCCCUACUUUGUGAAAAGCUAAUGAAGGAAAAAAGAUUGAAAGGGACUACAUUGAGUUCUAGAAGGCCUGAACUUCCACGUUGUCAAAUGAAUGUAAACAACCAACGGUGUAUUAAAAAAGUUCUUCCGUUUUCGAAAUACUGUUAUGAUCACAUAUUAAACGAUUCUGAUCAGUAUCUUUACAUAUCGUGCAUAAAUCAAAAAAAUAAAGUUUUUACGGAACAAUGCCUAAAUCCUGUUGAAGGUUUUCUUAAAAAAAUUGCUUGUCGUAACCAUAAUGUUAUGCUAUCCAAUGCUAUGGAUCAAGCUUGGCACAAUUAUAAAUUGAUUAAAAGAACUCACAAGCAAAAAUGCAAAAGAAAAGAUAACAGAUUCAAAGUGUUAAAAUCUAAAAAAAGACAUCCCGGAAGAAGGAAAGAAAACCUUUCAUCAGGUGUUAGUCCCACAGUUGCGAAUUCAAGCUCUUCUGUUACUUUAAAAUCUCCUCCAAUAGAAUUUUUUUCUGACUUGUUAACAACAAGUUCUACUAACAAUGAUGAAUCCAAUAAAACAUUUCAGCAUGUUUCUUCAGUAGCUCUUAAUAAGUCUUUUUGAUGAAAAUUUAUUUUCAGCUGAAAGUAAAAUUUUGAAUUUCUCCUAAUAAAUUAAUAGUUGGCUGUUUGAACAACCAAUUUUUGUUGACAUAGACUGUAACUAUAUUUCUAGAGAAAAAAAGUGAUUCCAUUA